CAGCAGGAUGGAGGGGGGGCGAGGGAAAAGGAGGAGAAAGAGCCCGCGGCGGCGGCAGAAAUUGCUGCUGUUGCCGCCUCUUUUUUCUUCGGCCGCGCUCCUGGCACUGCCCAGCUCUCCAAAGCGCAGCGCAGCGCGAAGCCGGCAACUCUUCUAAACUUGGGCGUAGGCGGAGAAGCAGCAUCCAAGCCGAGGAAGCGGGGAGGGAGAGAGAUCCGCGUCCCUCCAACUUGCCUCUCUCACCCCCCUUCUCCUCCCCACGCUUUUUCCCGAGUGGCUUAAAGAACCGGCGGGGGAAAGGGAGGAGGACGCCCGGCUGCUCGGCAAGAGUCCCCCGUGUGCGCCCUGGGCGCAUCCCGCGGCGAAGUCCCAGGUUCCGUCCGCCUGCCGAGCCCCGGCGAGUGAGGCUCCCUCUCCAUCCCUGCCCAGGGAAGGAGGGCUCCGGAGGUCUGGCGCCAGCAGGCAGGAUCGCAGCGGAGCCCCUCAUGCCGGGCUGAACCGCUGCGGGACUCAGCCCUCUCCAUGCCGUGAGCGCGCUCGUCCUUUCCUGCCCAGCGCGAUGGCCGGGGCUCUCGGCGGGGACCGCUCCGGGCUGCCUCCGUCCGCGGUCCACGGCAGCGGUGGUAGCGGCGGUGGCGGAGAAACCCCGCGCGUGGAAUUCGUAGCCCUGACCGCCGUGCAGACUGAGAAGAGCGAGGCGACCGCCUCAGCCCCCGCCGCCGCCGGAUCCAGCAGCCCCAGGCGCCUGGGACUCCUCGGGACUCCCUUACCGGUCCCACGCGGGGGCUCCGGAGCUCGGUCCGCGUCGCAGAAGCGCUACCGUCGCAUUCAGAACUGCCUCUACAACGUGCUGGAAAGACCCCGAGGCUGGGCGUUCAUCUACCACGCUUUCAUAUUUAUCCUGGUCUUCAGCUGUCUGAUUUUAUCUGUGUUUUCAACUAUUCCUGAGCAUCAUACAUUUGCCAACGAGUAUCUCUUCAUCCUGGAAUUUGUCAUGAUUGUUGUUUUUGGAGUGGAAUACAUUGUCCGUGUCUGGUCGGCGGGCUGCUGCUGUCGCUAUCGAGGAUGGCAAGGCCGUUUCCGGUUUGCCCGCAAACCCUUUUGUGUCAUCGAUUUCAUCGUCUUUAUUGCUUCUCUGGCCGUCAUUGCAGCUGGCACCCAGGGGAACAUCUUUGCUACCUCGGCCCUACGCAGCAUGCGCUUCCUGCAGAUCUUACGCAUGGUGCGCAUGGACCGCCGUGGCGGUACUUGGAAGCUUCUUGGCUCAGUGGUCUAUGCCCAUAGCAAGGAGCUGAUCACAGCAUGGUACAUUGGGUUCCUUGUCCUUAUCUUUUCCUCUUUCCUGGUUUACCUGGUGGAAAAAGAUGCCAAUGAAGAUUUUCUCACCUAUGCAGACUCCCUGUGGUGGGGUACGAUCACACUCACUACUAUCGGCUAUGGGGACAAGGUUCCGAAAACAUGGCUGGGCCGGGUGCUGACAGCCUGCUUCGCCUUGCUGGGAAUCUCCUUCUUUGCCCUUCCUGCGGGAAUUUUAGGCUCAGGGUUUGCUCUCAAAGUCCAAGAGCAACAUCGACAAAAACAUUUUGAGAAGAGAAGAACACCUGCAGCAAACUUGAUCCAGGCUGCUUGGCGCCUCUACUCCACAGACAUCAACCGAUCCUACCUGACUGCUACCUGGUGUUACUACGACAGCAUGCUUCCAUCUUUUAGCAAUAAAAUGGGACUCAAAGACCGCAUCCGAGUGAGCAAUUCUCAGAAGCAAGGCAGCAGGGGGAAGCAGCACCUUAUGCCCCCACUCCACCGCUCCCCCCAGCACAGAGAACUCAAUGAGGCAAUCAGCCCCAGCAAAGUACAGAAGAGCUGGAGCUUCAAUGACAGGACAAAAUUCCGGGCCUCAUUGAGGCUGAAACCCCGGACACCAGUGGACGCUGAUGGUCCUACAGAGGAAGCUAGUGAGGAGAAGACCCAUCAAUGUGACUUGACUUUUGAAGACAUCAUGCCUACUGUAAGACCUUGAUCCGAGCACAUGUUUCUUGCAGAAUUCUUAAUUCCUGGUAGCCAAAAGAAAGUUCAAGAGACCCUGAGACCAUAUGAUGAAGAUGUGAUUGAGCAAUACUCAGGCCAUCUGGACAUGCUUGGCAGAAGCAAAAGUCUCCAGACCAGUGUGGAUCAGAUUGUGGGCCGGGGAGGUAUCGCCAUGGAUAAGAAGACACGGGAGAAAGGGGAAAAAGUAGCAUUAGAGGUCGACCUGGUGGAUGAACUCAGCAUGAUGGGCCGAGUGCUAAAGGUGGAAAAGCAGGUUGAGUCUAUCGAGCACAAGCUGGACUUGUUGCUAGGUGUUUACUCCCAGUGCCUACGGAAGGGUUCAAUCAACUCCAUUAGCUUGACCGCUAUACCAGUUCGCAGUGGUGAACCGGACAUCACCUCUGACUAUCAUAGUCCUGUGGACCAUGAAGACAUCUCUGUCUCUGCUCAGACCUUGAACAUCUCCCGAUCGGCUAGCACCAACAUUGACUAAGAUGGCCUCUUCAGACUAGCUGUGUAACAGCCACACACCAGCUACAUGCAGGGAGGAGAGGCUGGGAGCGAGUCUUCCCUUCGAAGGAGGGCUUGGGAGACAAUUUCUGACUACUCUUAUGGACUGUGCUCAACUGAGCCGAAAUCUUCUCCAGCCUCACCCUGUUGGUGUUUCCUCAUCAGAUUCGUCUGCCUUUGCACCAGAACGAUCACCUCAACUUUACUUGAAGUCUUCCAAUGGGGGGCAAAGCCACUAGCACCAGAGCAUUUAGAGCAAAUGUAGACAAAUGGUUAGAUCUCCAAAACAGCAGGGUGGGUCCCAGCACCCGUCAGCUGUCAGUCGUAACUUUUCCAGUGUUUCUGGGUUUCCCACAGUGGUUGUGAUAGAAUGUAAAACUCAAGUCAGCAGCUUUCUCUCUUGGGAAGCAAGCCUUGUUAGCCUGAAGCAAUGAGCAGAGAAAUCUGUCUUUCUGCCUCUCGGCCUCCUGUAGACAUCUGCCAUGAUUCCCAGUUAACUCCAGAGUUUUCAGGUGCCUCCAGGCUACCGAGGAAUUCCAUUCUCUUUUGACAAAGAGCAGUCAAGAUGAAAUGGCCACUUUGGACUCUCGAGUCAUUGUGAUGGCCAACCCAUCAAGGAAACCAUGCAAAUGGUGACAACCAUGAAAUGAGAGCCACCGACUCUAGACUUUUACUUUUACUGGGCAAACCAGGUUGGCAAUGCUUUUUUUUCAGCUAUGCAAAAGCUAGGUUACUCUUUCCUUCAGCCGUGCUCGACAAGGGACAUUGCAACUUGACUGAAUGUGGUUUCUUGUCUUUGCAUUUAGAAGCAAUUAAUGACUGGCAAUGCCUAACCCUACUCUUGGCAGCCUUUGAAGCACCUUUCUACUUCUCUUUUAGCUCCCCGUCCCACCAGUAGCAGGCAUCAUUUUAUGCCCUCCUCCCCCCACCCCCCGGUUCAUGAGCACACAGUGGAACUUGCCACUUAAUGGAAACAUGUUUGGGGGAGAUGGGCACCCCUAUAUGCAACUAUUUUGAAUAUGCAACCUGAAACCAGUCUUUAGCAGUGGUUAAGGUGCCUUCUCUGCCUAGGAAGUAAUCAGGGAUUUGGGGGAGGGGGUCUCUAUGUGCACCCUUGAAGGAAACCCAAUUCAGGUAGCCAAGAAUAGAAUGGGUCCUGGUGUUCUCAGGGGGAAUUUCAUCAGCUUGCUGUCUCUGGAGGGAGAGUUGAGUAUUGCUGUCUCCCAGGGAAUUGGGUGUGUGUGUAUUGUGUGUGAGUUUCCCAUUCAUUCAACAGCAGUGAAUUAAGGUAGAGCUUGGCUCAGGUACUAUGCACUUGUAGAAUUAUCAGUGCUGUGGUGUAGCUUUUGAGUAGCCCUCCCCAAGCUGAGGUCCUCCAGUUGGGUUGGAUGAUGUUUCUAAUAUGGCUGCUUGGGCGUUUGAAAUUUAACAUAUCUGGGGUCCACAAGUUGGGGGAUCAUUGCUUUAGACUGGGGAUCCCCAAACUUGGCAACUUUAAGACUUGUCAACUUCUGGGAGUUGAAGUCCACAAUCUUAAAGUUGCCAAGUUUGAAGACCUCUGCUUUAGACUCAAAUUUCCUACUAGCUGUGAGCACAUCCUUCCUAUUACUAGUAGAAGAUCCUUGGAUUACGAUUUCCACCCAGGGUUUUUCUUGAGGCAUUCUCCCUUUGGAGUCUUUCUAUGACAAUGUUCCUCAAAUCUUAGCAAAUUUAAGAUGUCUGG
Thamnophis elegans (Western terrestrial garter snake) is the source of this 4258-nucleotide messenger RNA. RefSeq names its product potassium voltage-gated channel subfamily Q member 4 (gene KCNQ4). Gene Ontology annotation, molecular function: voltage-gated potassium channel activity. Gene Ontology annotation, cellular component: membrane. Gene Ontology annotation, biological process: potassium ion transport; transmembrane transport. The record is from RefSeq and is a predicted model, not a curated record. NCBI's taxonomy places the organism in Eukaryota, Metazoa, Chordata, Lepidosauria, Squamata, Natricidae.